Molecule: messenger RNA, 534 nt
Organism: Miscanthus lutarioriparius
Lineage: Eukaryota; Viridiplantae; Streptophyta; Magnoliopsida; Poales; Poaceae
Source: the annotation of a GenBank genome assembly
AUGACACGGCGCCGCCGGGGCAAGCGCGGGCGCACGAGCCCAGGCCCGCCGCCGAAGCGCCGCCGCGGAGGCGCGCCGGAGAUAGAGUCAGACGACUACCCUGAGCCCGUUCCGACUCCGGCGCCUGCUGCUCCCCAGCCAUCUUCGGUGAUGGUCGCCGGGCUGCCGCCCGGCUGCGGCGUGCUGGAGCUCAAGUCACGGCUGGAGGCGUACGGCCCCAUCGCGCGGGCCCGCGUCGACGCCUCAACGGCCACCGGGUACGUCACCUUCCGGUUCGGUGCGGCCGCCGUGGCCGCCAUUGCCGCGUCCCUCGACCCCGGUGGCGGAAUCGCCAUCGGAUCCAAGAAGGUUAUAGUUGUACAGGCCAGUGAGGCACCCCAUAACUCAAUAAGGGCUGCUGAAUCCGCAGGGCGAUCGUCGCACGAUGCAACUGUGAAGAACGUGACUGAUAAUUCAGCCAUGCUGAGCUCCAAAGCAGCUUCUGGAGCGACUUACAAGGCGCGAGAAAUAGUCGCCUAUGAUGAUCUGUUCUAG